AUGGAAGCACAGAACAGCACCACAGAGAGGGAAACAAGGCGCUCUGCCUCUGCUACACACUGUCUCCUCCACCAGAAUUACAUCAAAUACAGGGAGACGACUUCUUACAGGGAAAAAGCUGAUGUCAAACGGUCGCUUCUAUCCUGGGCCGGCCGGGCAGGGGUGGUGGUUGCGGCGGCAGCUCGGGCUCCCAGCGCGCUGGGCCUCUGCACCGCCCCCGCCUCCUCCCGCCGCGGGCAGCGGCCUCCCCGGGCGCCCAGUGGCGGUGGAGUCGGGGGAGAGGGAAAUUCCACCGGCCGCCUUGUGCCAGAGAUAAAAGCGGGCUGCCGGCCCCAUUGUCUGACGGAGCUCCCUCCCUGCUUUUUGUUAUCGCCUCGCCGCCCCGCCCCUCCGCAGCUCUGGAGGCUCCUCCCGCUCUGGGUCCGCGGCCGCCCUGGCUUUCCUCGCCCUCCGCCCCGGCCAGGCCCGGGCCUCGCGCCCGCCGUGGAGAAGACAGAGCUGAUCCAGAAGGCCAAGCUGGCCGAGCGCUACGACGACAUGGCCACCUGCAUGAAGGCCGGGACCAAGCAGGGCGCCGAGCUGUCCAAGGAGGAGCGCAACCUGCUUUCCGUGGCCUACAAGAACGUGGUCGGGGCCGCAGGUCCGCCUGGGGCGUCAUCUGGAGCAUGGAGCAGAAUACCUACACCUCCGACAAGAAGUUGCAGCUGAUUAAGGACUAUCAUACAGUUGCUUUGAGACAACCUAACGCUUUGGACAUCAGACAGUGCAGGAGAAGAAUGUGAUGUUGCAGAAGGGGCUGAAAUCUAAAUCCAUACAGUGUGUCAUCCUUCUUUACUUCAAGAAGCCUUUUUACACAUCUCCAUUCCUUAUUCCACUUGGAUUUCCUAUAGCAAAGAAACCCAUUCAUGUCUAUGGAAUCAACUGUUCAUAGGCUUUUCACACGCAGCUUUGGGAAAACUUCAUCCCUUGAUCUGUGUUUGUCUUGGCCUUCCUGGUGUGCAGUUACUGCUGUAGAAAAGUAUUAAUAGCUUCAUUUUAUAUAAACAUAAGUAAUUUCCAAACACUUAUACAGGACUAAAAAUGUAUCUGGUAUUUAAGUAAUCUGAACCAGUCCUGCAAGUGACUGUAUUACUGUGAAGAUAUGAAAAUGUUGUUAAUUACAGUUUGAAGAGUGUUCUACAUAACUUAAUUUCUACAUUCCCUCCCUUACUCUUCGGGGGUUUCCUUCCAAUAAGCAACUUUUCCAUGCUCUUAAUGUAUUCCUUUUUAGUAGGAAUCCAGAAAUAUUAGAUUGAAUGGAAAAGCACUUGCCAUCUCUGACUGGGAGUCACAAAUUGAAAUGCCUCCUGUGUCACAUAAGGAGGUCAUAUAUAUCUGUGGCAACAAGGAGUUUCCUUAUUCACUCUUUAUUUGUUGCUGUUUAAGUUGACAACCUCCCUUCCCAAUAAAAAUUCACUUACACCUCCCAAAAAAACAACUGAUACCAUAGAAGCAUAAAGUAGAAUGAUGGUUACCAGAGAUUGAGAAGGGGAGGGAAGAGAAGGGAAGAUAAGGAGAGAUUGGUCAAUGAAUAUAAAGUUACAAUUAGUAGGAAUACUUUCCGGUGUUCUAUUGUAUAGUAGGGUGACAAUGGUUAACAAUAAGGUAUUGCAUAUUACAAAAUAGCUAGAAGAGAGGCUUUUGAAUGUUCUCACCACAGAGAAAUGAUUGACUGUAUGAGGUGAUGGAUAUGCUAAACACCCUGAUUUGAUCAGUAUUAGUAUAUAUAUAGAAACAUCAAAUUGUACCCUGUAAAUAUGUACAGUAAUAAACUGUCAAUUAAAACUACGA
This is a messenger RNA of Gorilla gorilla gorilla (western lowland gorilla), 1830 nucleotides long. RefSeq lists its product as uncharacterized. The record is from RefSeq and is a predicted model, not a curated record. The transcript is spliced from 2 exons. The coding region runs from base 1 to 708 and encodes 235 amino acids. Lineage: Eukaryota; Metazoa; Chordata; Mammalia; Primates; Hominidae.